Lobosporangium transversale is the source of this 2166-nucleotide messenger RNA. RefSeq names its product kinase-like domain-containing protein. The transcript is spliced from 6 exons. The record is from RefSeq and is a predicted model, not a curated record. Gene Ontology annotation, molecular function: ATP binding; protein serine/threonine kinase activity. Gene Ontology annotation, cellular component: cytoplasm. Lineage: Eukaryota; Fungi; Mortierellomycota; Mortierellomycetes; Mortierellales; Mortierellaceae. The coding region runs from base 59 to 1984 and encodes 641 amino acids. Gene Ontology annotation, biological process: protein phosphorylation; intracellular signal transduction.
UUUUUUUUUUCUUCCUCUUAUCUCUCUCUUCUGCUCUGCUCUGCUCUGCAAGUUACAUAUGGACCCUAUUUCACAACAGCGCCCCGUCUUGGACGUGUCGUCAGCCCGCGGUGUCCGUAGCUCUUCCUCCUCCUCCCCUUCGUCACUGACCCAGAAGAACAACGUUCAAGAUAACGGCGAUGCUUUUGAAAGUCCUGCCUUUGUCUUCCAAAGCCCCACUACCACCAUGUCUCAGACUGACAGCAAUCACCCGCUCUACAACUUCCCUCUUCUCUCUAAUUUUUCUCGGAUGAAAGCUGCUAAUAAUAAUGGCAAUGACAGCACCAGUAGCAAUAGUAAUAGCAACAGCAGCAGCAACAGCAACAACGACAUCAAUAUAGAUCCAUCGUCUCAUUCUCAUGACUCCUCUACACUCUCCCCUAUUACCUCCUAUUGCUCGUCAUCAACUUCUAUCAGAAAAUGGGACACUGACGAUAAAAAGAAUAACACUAAUGCUCCUGCAUCCAUAUCCACCACAAUCAACGCUACUGGUAAUCAGGAUCAGGGUCGUUAUCUAAGGCCUGAUAGCCAUCUAAACAAAAGCGAUGAUGGAGACGAUAAUAGUAAUAAUAAUAAUAAUAACACUAGAUCUUGUACUGGGCAUGGUCGUUCUCUUUCAGUUGAGAACAGCCCAUUGACAGUCUCUUCCAGGAGUUCUUCUCGACGAGGCUCCACCCAAUUCUUACAACCGAUCGAAGUCAAAGAGACGUUGAAUGCCAGCGUUGUUGAAACGGCUGAUGGUCACUUACAACUGAAGCAAUAUGUUCUAAAGCGUAUUAUCGGUCGAGGUGCCUAUGGUAUCGUGAACUUGGGUGUAGACGUCAACACGGGCAUCAAAUAUGCUAUCAAAGAAUUCAGUAAAUCAAAGUUGCGCAGGCAAAAAAAAAAUGCCAACCUGUUCACGUUGGGAAGAGGGCGAGGAAGAGCACCCUUAAGGUCCAAUUCAUCCGAGUCAUCCCCUUUGGAACUGAUUCGAGGCGAGAUUGCAAUUUUGAAAAAGCUAAAUCACGACAAUAUUGUGAGGCUUUACGAAGUCCUCGAUGUCGCCACGGAGGAUUCGAUGUUCAUGGUAUUUGAGCUAUGUGAACGUGGCGUGUUGACGGAUGUGUCGCUUGGCGAUAAAGUUGGCAAGAUCUUUUCGGAUGAGGAAUGCAGGGAUGUGUUUCAACAGAUUGUCCUUGGUAUCGAAUAUCUCCACGAGCACGAUAUUGUACACAGAGACAUUAAACCUGAAAACCUCCUUCUUUCAGCAGAUGGGACGCUCAAGAUUGUGGAUUUCGGUGUUUCAGAAAUGUUUACAAAGAAGGGUGAUGAUAUGACCAAGAAAUCAGCGGGAUCGCCUGCAUUUAUGGCUCCAGAGCUCUGCCAGCUAAUGCGUGAGGAAGUCUCUGGACGAGCUAUGGAUAUCUGGUCUAUGGGCGUCACUUUGUAUUGCAUCCGCUAUGGCCGUCUACCAUUCAGGUUCUCAAAUACUUUAGAUCUGCACAGAGCCAUCCGAGAAGAUGAGCCAGACCUGGAAAGCGAGAAGGAUCCCAGGUUCAAGAAUGUCAUGAAAAGACUAUUGGAAAAGGAUCCAGCCAAGCGCAUUACAUUAGAUGAGCUCAGAGAGGACCCUUGGCUUACAGAUGACGGCCGAGACAAGUUGAUUUGCAAGGAGGAUAAUACUAAGAAUGCUGUCGUAGACGUCUCAGAUGCGGAUCUCGACAAUGCAUUCCAGCGCCUUCAAGGAAUUGUCGCUGUGUUGAAAGCAUUUUCAAAGUUUAAGAGUAUUAUCAAGAGCCAAGCGUCAAAAUCAGCUGCACAAGAAGUUGCCGAAACUACAGAGGUGAUUGGUGAACGUGGCAUAUCGGCACCUGGCGCUUCGCCCGCUUUAAUGAGCCUGUGCUUUCAGGGCGCAGCAGAACCAUCUGUUUCGCCAUCCGAACUUGCUGCCGGGGUAGCUUAAAGCUUGAUCUGAGUCUAGGGCAGCAACAACAGUAAGAGUAGCAUGGACAACGAGAUCAGGGAGCGGAUUAAAGGACAACAAGUUGUUGUCUCAGAAGAAGGAAACCAUCAAUAACCUCAGUAUACGAUACAGAAACUCAUUAGUGGCCAUAAUAGCAUAUUAAAUUAAAGGUUCAUUGCUUG